This is a messenger RNA of Diplodia corticola, 663 nucleotides long. RefSeq names its product plasma membrane proteolipid 3. Bases 1 to 663 code for a protein of 220 amino acids. The transcript is spliced from 2 exons. Gene Ontology annotation, cellular component: membrane. NCBI's taxonomy places the organism in Eukaryota, Fungi, Ascomycota, Dothideomycetes, Botryosphaeriales, Botryosphaeriaceae. The record is from RefSeq and is a predicted model, not a curated record.
AUGGCCAUCUGCUACCGCCUCUUCAUAACAAUCGUCAACAUCUUCUUCCCCCCGCUCGCCGUCAUCUUCCUGACCGGCUUCGGCAUGGACACCUUGAUAAACGCCAUCCUCUUCCUCGCCGCCAUCCUCCCCUCCCACGUCCACGCCUUCUACCUCAGCUGCGUCUACUUUUCCCGGCGCCGGCGCGUGCGCAAGGGCCGGCCCCCCGGCGGGCCCAAGCCCUUCGUCUACUCGGAGAACGUGCUCCACGGCGGCGCGCGCUGGGACGAGGUGCAGGAGCUGAAUCGGCAGCAGCAACAAGGAGGAGGAUUAUCAUUGGCGGGUUCUGGGGGUAAGGGAGGGAGUGCGGGGUUCGUCGGCGGUUGUGAUGAUGUCGAGGCGAGGAGGGGGGUCGGGAUGGGGAUGGGGAGUGUGGGGAGUAUGGGGAGGACCAGAGGGCCGGGUGUAGGGGUUGCUGGUGGUGGGGGGAGCUUGGGGAGCAGGACGGGCGGUGGCGGUGGCGGCGGCGGAGGGGGGUAUGCGGGGUUGAGGUAUGGGCUGGGCGAUGCGGAUGCCGCGGGGUGGAAUGCGAGUAAUGGGAUGGUGGUGGGGUCGGGGUACGGGCCGGGGGGACCGACGGAUACGUAUAGGGGGGAUGUGAGGAGGGUGCGGUCGGCGUAUUGA